Molecule: messenger RNA, 1133 nt
Organism: Oncorhynchus gorbuscha (pink salmon)
Lineage: Eukaryota; Metazoa; Chordata; Actinopteri; Salmoniformes; Salmonidae
Product: mucin-5AC-like
Exons: 3
Coding region: 192-1133 (313 amino acids)
Source: RefSeq, a predicted model, not a curated record
UAAUUACGUUUUACUUGAACGUGGCGGUGCUAUUCUCACAAAAUUUAGCAUUUACAACAUCUUGCGUUGCUUGAAAAGUUACAAAGUACUAAAUGGCUGAAUUAAAUGACAUCUACACUGUCGAUUGAUCUUAUGUAUCAAUGUAAAUAGACAGUUAGAAAAGACAUUCGACACGAGAUCGCAUUGCUGCUAUGAAUUGCAAGUGGAAUGGAUUAUUUAACGUUGGGGAGGACUUCGAUGAUGAGGAUCUACUUGAGAUGGACUGGUCUGCUCCAUCAGUGUCUGCUAGCACACUGUCCUCUGCAGCACAGUCCUGUUUCCUCCGUUCAACUGCAACAUCAACUCCUGCUGCCCCCUAUGGUCAGAAUAACUCACAUCAACCAACCACAGAAGGCAUAUUUGCCCAUAGGGGCCUGUCGAAUGGCCCAGGGUCAGAUAAUUCAACACCGAACAGUGUAGGGCAGUCUCCUGCUUUGGGUUUGAGACAGCUCUCUACAUCUAAACCAUUGCACUCAUUCCCUCUUCCCCCUCUCCACCUUCCUACACUGAGUAGGGGACUGUGUACAGUUACCCAACAGAGCUCCUCACCAGCUCAACGGAUGAAGUCAAACACAACAGGACAACAAGAGGCCCCCUCGCCGCAGGAUGACUUUGAUGAUUGGGAUGUUGACCUGGCAGACCUAGAUGAAAGUGACCCACAGAUGAGCACUUGGGCUCAGGUCCGAGAAACUGCUCCAGCUGCAGAUCUAACCAAGCCCAGCGAUGACUCUGUAUCCCCAGCUAAAAGACUACGGCCCACAGCCUGUGGUGGUGCUCAAACCGGGCCCAAUGUGGGUCUGAGAGGAUUCAGUACCUCUAACCAAACGUCUGGUCUUCCCAGUAGUAGUAGUAUACUCCACAGGUCCUCAUUCCCUGGUCCCUUCCCCUCUCCCCACCCUGAUCCUAGUGCUACCUUCCUCCUCGCUCCACCCCAGAGCCCAGUGUUAUCUGGCCUCACCAUGGCCUCCAGCCCCUUCCCCAGGCCUGUGACCCCCAGGCCAGUCAGAGGACUUCCUUCCCAGGUACAGAGGCCCUGGGCUACACCUCUGGCUCAGGGACGCAGCCUUUUGACCCCAUCUCCCCAGCCCCUCUAG